CUUGCCUAAUGAGUCUUGGUGAAGGACAAGGGGACAUGUUUUGUGGGUGGUCUGGCAGUUGCUCAUCUUCCUCUGGUUCCCAAGCUUUGAUCAUCAGUAGCAACAUUAGAAUUUAACAUAGGCUAAGUUGGUUAUUUAUAACCCAUUUUGGCAGUCUUAGGCUCUAAAUUAUUAGAAGUCCCUAAAGGUUUGAACAUCUCUAAAUCUGUCCAUAGGUUGUGCCUACCAGGGUUGGUAUUUUUAUUUAUUUAUUUUAAAUAUACACACAAUGGCAUAUAGAUCCCAGUCCUCAAGGCCCACCAACAGUGCAAGAUUUUUUUCUCUGUUCUAUUACAAUGGAGUAGCUAAAAAUAUGAAAUGUUGAUAACUGGGUUGAGGACCACUGAUCUAGAAGACAGCUAUGUGGCCCAAUUAAAUUAAUUUGUAACAAAUUAUUUCUUAAAGUUUACAGAAUUCCACCCUAACCAUGAAUGCACCAAAUCAUACAAUGCUCACCUAUUUCAUUAUCAGAGGUAUCUCGAGCGUUCCAGAACUUCAGCUUCCCAUCUUUCUACUGGUUCUUUUUAUUUACAUCAUCAUUCUUGGAGGUAACAUGACCAUUCUCACACUAUUCUGUUUGGACCGUCAACUCCACACUCCCAUGUACUUCUUUCUGGCCAACUUGUCCUUGGUGGACAUGUCUUGUUCCACAGUCUCUCUUCACAAGAUCCUUGCUAACUUCAUAUUAGGGGAUAAGUCGGUUCCUUACUUGCCUUGUAUGGUACAAAUGCACUUUUUCGCAGCUCUAACGUUUAAUGAAUUUGUAAUACUAGCGGUGAUGAGUUAUGACCGAUAUCUGGCCAUCUGUAAUCCAUUACUAUAUAAUGCACUCAUGACUCAAAAAGUUUGUCUUCAGUUGGCUUUCGCCUCCUGGAUAUCUGGUUUGCUUAUAGUUCUUACACCUACCAUUUUAGUUUCAAACUUUUCUUGUUACAGGUCUCAUGAGAUCAACCACUUCUUCUGUGACAUCGUCCCUCUUAUGGAAAUCACUUGUGAUGACAUCGCCAUUUUACAGAUGCUCAUGUUUACGGCAGGAACUUUUCUUUUUGGUUUGCUGCCUUUUCUUGUGACAUUCACGCCUUACAUUUUCAUUAUCAUCGUCAUACUUAAGAUCCACACUAGCAUUGGAAGACGUAAAGCCUUCUACACCUGUUCUUCUCACCUUACGGUCGUCAUCCUUCUCUAUUUGACUUUCUCCUUUCAAUAUUUUACACCUAAAUCUAAAAGAUCGACAGAAUCCAGUAAAUUGUCUGCUAUGUUUAAUGCCAUCUUUAUCCCCGUAGUGAAUCCAUUGAUCUAUAGCUUAAAAAAUAAAGAUAUCACAUUAGCUAUAAAGCGGAGGGUCAAAACUAGUAAAUUCUAG
Molecule: messenger RNA, 1402 nt
Organism: Hyla sarda
Lineage: Eukaryota; Metazoa; Chordata; Amphibia; Anura; Hylidae
Product: olfactory receptor 8D1-like
Exons: 1
Coding region: 467-1402 (311 amino acids)
Biological process (GO): G protein-coupled receptor signaling pathway
Cellular component (GO): membrane
Molecular function (GO): G protein-coupled receptor activity; olfactory receptor activity
Source: RefSeq, a predicted model, not a curated record